Talaromyces marneffei is the source of this 1443-nucleotide messenger RNA. RefSeq lists its product as uncharacterized. The record is from RefSeq and is a predicted model, not a curated record. Gene Ontology annotation, molecular function: spermine transmembrane transporter activity; spermidine transmembrane transporter activity. The transcript is spliced from 5 exons. NCBI's taxonomy places the organism in Eukaryota, Fungi, Ascomycota, Eurotiomycetes, Eurotiales, Trichocomaceae. Gene Ontology annotation, cellular component: membrane. Gene Ontology annotation, biological process: spermine transport; spermidine transport; transmembrane transport. The coding region runs from base 1 to 1443 and encodes 480 amino acids.
AUGUCUGACAUCGAAAUGAAUGGAGAUUUCAAUGAAAUAAAGAGCUAUUCGGGAUCGAUUGUGGGUACGGUGAGUGGCCGCAACGAGCCCCGUAAGGCCAUAAAUGCUAUCAACUGGAGUUUUGGCCUGAAAAUCUAUCAUACCGCGAUCCCCUGCUUCCUAGCCUUUUUGAUCACAUUUUCCUCCUCCGUUACGGUCCCUGCCACCUCUGCGCUCAUGGCCGAGUUCAACAUCAGUCAAACCGCAGCGAUCCUCUCAGGAACCCUAUAUAUGCUGGGGCUAGCCUUCGGCCCAAUGAUCCUGGCGCCGUUGUCAGAGUUUAUCGGUCGUCGCUGGCUGUACCUGGUAACCUCGUCAAGUAUAAUUGCUUUUGCAGGGGGUGCUGGAGCGGCACAAAAUUUCGCCGCACAUUUGAUCUGCCGGUUUUUCUGUGGAUUCCUAGGAUCGGCUGGAAUUGCUAUUGGUGCAGGAACAAUUCUUGAUGUUUGGGGAGUGGGAAAAGCUGGAAACCUGGCAAGGCUUCUCUUCAUUUGCGGUCCUUUUUUAGGGCCUUCGCUGGGCCCAUUGGUAGGGGCAUAUGUUAUGCACAAAUACCACGGCGAUUGGAGAUGGACGCAGUGGGUGAUAGCCCUGAUUGGAGCACCCACCUGUAUCGUUAUCCUAUUCAUGAAAGAGACCUCCGACACUCGAAUCGAACAUGACAGAAAAUAUUCCGGUCACUUUGGCACAGUGAAGCUGGCCUUCUCAACACUCAACGCUGCAGUCUCCCGUUCAAUGAGAAUACUCACCACCGAGGCGAUUGCAUUGUCCAUUACUCUGUACACGGGAUACGCGUAUGCAGUGAUCUUCAGCUACUUUGCAAGUGCCACUUAUGUCUAUGAACUAGACUACCGUUUCACCAACAGAGAGGUUGGUCUUGCUUUUAUCAGCGUGGUCAUUGGAUAUUUCCUAGCCGUUGUUAUGUACAUGGUGAUUGAGAGGACGCUUUACGAUCGUGCUGUGCGGAACGCACCUAAUGGCCACCCAGCCCCAGAACACCGACUGUAUGCUGGUAUGGCUGGAAGUAUUUUCGUGCCCAUUGGGCUAUUUUGGUACGCAUGGGCCGCCCACCCAGGAGGCCAUUGGGCAGCAGCUGUAGCUAGCGGAAUUCCAUUUGGUCUUGGUGCUUUUGUCCUUUUUUUGUCCUCAAUUACCUACCUUGUUGAGUCAUACGGAACAGCUGCUGCUGCAUCUGCUCUCGCUGCCAAUGGAUCCUUUCGAUACCUUCUCGGAGCAGUGUUCCCGUUGUUCACCAUUCAGAUGUAUGAGAAACUGGGCGUGCACUGGGCUGGAAGCGUGUUUGCCUUUCUGUCUCUGGCACUUCUACCUAUCCCUUGGCUUCUCUUCAAAUUUGGUCAUCGGCUGCGCGAGAAAAGCCGGUUCAUAGCCUCCGUCGCCGGAUGA